AUGAUAACUCAUUCACUUCAACUACCAAAUACUUUCUCAUCAUCAUCAUUCUCAUUUAAAAACAUGUUGAUCAAGAGAGAGAUAAUGGCUAUCAGUAUAGAUAAUAUACCAAUACCACCUGACAAGUAUAAAGGUUGUGUUGGGUCAUUAUCACAGUAUGUCAAUGAAAACAAGUCAUUGUUUGGUAUACAAGAAGGUGUCAUGUUUGAUCUAUACGAAGGUGACACUUUACUUGGUAAUGUUACUCCUCUUACUUCACUUGGUCAUGGAGUUCAUUCAAUAACUAUUAAAAGAUUAAUAAUAAAUGAAGAUAAAAUUAAAAAGGUAUCAUGUCAAGAUUUUGAAUACAUUUCAAAAUGGUUUAGUGAAAGAUACAAGGUUAAAGAUAAAUCAAAUAGUUUGACUGAAACCACAUUACCAAUCACUGAUAGAGAAAAGGUAUUUGAUAUGAUUGUAUCAUCCACCAUGAAGAGAUAUAUGAAUCGUUUGGCUUUUGAUAAAAAGGAUCCUCAAUUUAUUGUGAUCUCUGGACCAUUGGGUAUUGGAAGGAGUAGAGUUUUGGAUGAAUUUGGUAAACAUACUCUAGUUGAUGGACUUCCUACUCAACAGAUUAAUAUUAAUCUGUCGUAUGGACCAGGAUCGGAAUUUGGAUUGAUUGAACAGGAUAAAUCGGCUGCACAGUCUAUUUCCCUUAGAAUCCUAUACCAGUGGUUUGGAGUGUCGGUUGGUGAAACAUUUAAACAAUUUUGUUUAAAUCUAUCCGACACUUUUGAUUUGGGUACGAUGGAUAUAUUUUCAAGUAUUUCAAUCAUUGCCACUUCACAACUCGCUACUUUGAAUCUCGAUCUACCAACCAUGAUCAAUAUAGGAGUUGAUGAUUUACAAAGGAUUCCAAGGGAAAAGUCAUCAGUAAAGUUGGUUCAACAACAAUUAAAUUGUACAGCUCCCACUCCAAAUAAUAUCCUCAAGGCUAUUUUAUUCACUAGGGGAUGGCCAGGCCCGUUGAGUAUGGUGAUUCAAGUUCUCAAAAAUAGAAAGGAUUUUCAAAGCGUCAAUACAUCAACAAUCGUAGAUUCAACAUUGCUAUUAUUGCAAAGUGCUUAUGGGUUUUCUAAAGCCAACACUACAUACUCGUUAUUGGUUGCGUUGACAAUAUCUGGACUCGCGGUCAAAAGAGAUUUAUCAACACUUCCAGCAAGGGACUGGGAAGAUCUCAAACUAUUUGGAUGUAGAGAAAAUCAAAUGUACUCUAUUCACUUGCUCUAUUGGCUUGGUAUUGGGUUGAACAGACCAUUGGCCACAGAGUAUGAGGUUUCGAUUCCUCUAUCGGUACUCAUCCUAGGACAAAAAGAUACAUAUUACUUUUGUCAGAAAUUUUCCUACAAAAUACCGUUGAUUUUAGUGGAUCGCUCGGGAAUGCCUCCUCUUAAACAACCAGAGUCCCCAAAAACACUCUUUCAAAACUCUAUCACCCUCAACCAAUCGGAAUCGGAACUGGGUCUUGUUGUUAGAGGAAAUUCUUCUUUGAAUAGUAACACUGAUAAUACUACUGCCAUGAUUAUAUUUGUCCAUUGUUCAGAAGAAGUCUCUGUACAUUGA
Molecule: messenger RNA, 1599 nt
Organism: Cavenderia fasciculata
Lineage: Eukaryota; Evosea; Eumycetozoa; Acytosteliales; Cavenderiaceae
Exons: 5
Coding region: 1-1599 (532 amino acids)
Source: RefSeq, a predicted model, not a curated record